Messenger RNA from Vicia villosa (hairy vetch), 1857 nucleotides. RefSeq lists its product as uncharacterized. The record is from RefSeq and is a predicted model, not a curated record. The transcript has a single exon. Lineage: Eukaryota; Viridiplantae; Streptophyta; Magnoliopsida; Fabales; Fabaceae. Bases 171 to 1523 code for a protein of 450 amino acids.
CUCUAACAACCGCGUAACAAACUCGCACGCUUACAAAAUUCCUCUAACCGUUUUAUUCUCGCGCGCGCGUUUAUAUAAAUGGUUCUCACUGUAUCUUCUUCUCAUUCGAUUCAUUUUCACUCUCAAAGACUUGAAUCAUUGCUUCUUCUUGUUUUUCUUCUCUAACCACCAUGGAAAACUCUUCUUCCUUUUCCUCACUGCGAUUCUCUUUGAUCGUAGCAAUCUUCUUUGCUGCUAUGCUCUGUGGUCCUCAGGUUGAUGCUACUGAAGGACUCGAAGCUUCAUUCACGCCGUCAAUGACACCGCCGCCACCACCGCCACAUGAUCUCCAAGAACAUUCGUUCUUCUCUCACACUGCAUUGCUUCCACCGAUCUUGUCACAUCUUGGCUUUCACGAGCUUGCAACGGCCGCUCCGUCGUUGUCUGAUGCAUCAACCACUGCUUCGUCAACUUGGAGCGGUCCUUCCACGAUUUUCGCUCCCUCCGAUGGCUCGCUAAGAAGUUGCUUCUCUUGCUCUGUUCCUAACCUUCUCCGUGAACACAUUGUUCCAGGUUUAUUCACGAUCGAGUACUUGCGGAGACUUGCUUUUGGCACCAAGAUCGAGACACUGAGUCCCGGCCGUUGUAUAACCGUCACUUCCGAGUUAGUUCAUCAGAUCAACAGUACCGGUGCCGCUGCGAAGGUCUUCAUCGGAGGCGUGGAGAUCACACAGCCGGAUCUCUUCAACAACGGAAUGAUCGUGGUUCACGGUCUUCAAGGUUUCGUCUCUACGCUAUCUCCGUUUUCUUGCGACGUAGAAAGAAUGACUUCACUCUCCUUCCCGUUCCAUCCGGAUCACCGUUCCGGUGCACAUGCUCACACUCACCCUCACGGAGCUACAGUGCUUCCUGCUAUUAUGCGCCUCAUGCUCCGAGAUGCAAUGCUCAGGCUACGUAAUAACGGUUUCAGUAUACUCUCCCUCGCUAUGAAGGUAAAAUACGCAGAACUCAUAACUCUCCAGAACAUGACUAUUUUCGCCGUGGAUGAUCUUUCCAUAUUCUCCGGUUCUCAAUCAUAUAUCAGCAAUAUACGGUUCCAUAUCGUGCCUAACCAUUACUUGUCCAUAACGGAUCUGGAGAAGCUUCCUGUUGGUACUGCUCUGCCAACACUGGAACGAGGCCAGCCGCUUCUGAUCACAACCUCUGGUGGAGGAGUGACACUUGCACCAAUGAGAAUUAACUAUGUGAGAGUUAAGGUGGCUGAUGUCAUUCGCAAUGUGAAGAUAGUUGUGCACAGUGUGUAUUUGCCAUUUCCGCAUAUCAAUCCUGUUGCUGCUGCUUAUGACUCUAUCUUAGGAGGUGAAGGACAAGGAGCAUCGGAAGGAUCGGCUACUGUAUCGGAUGCUGCAGGUCUUGUUUCGGAUGGAACCUGUUCUGCUCUUGAUGGACGUGGAGGUUGUGCUGCUGGCUUCACUACAGCAGGUAUGUCUCCCAUGCCUCAGGUCAAACCGAUGGUGGAGAUUGAAGAUCACCAUGGUUUAUGAAUGCAAUGCCUGCUGAUAAUAAGAUGGCCGUUUAUACUUCUUUCUCUGCUGAAGUGAACUAUGAGAAAUUUGUAAUUAGUUCAUGCUGUUAUCUCCAUUACUGUUGCUCAGUUUAUUUUAGUUUGUUCUGCACUUCUUUCUCUGCUGAAGUGAAUCUUGGAAAAUUUGUAGUUCCUUUACAUUGUUAUCCAUCUACUGUAUGCUGAUUAGUUCUAUAAUAAAACUUUUGUUGAUAUAGUCUUUAAAGUUUUCUUGAGAUUAUAUUGAUUUUUCCUUGACUAUGUAUAUUUCAUGUCAUGCAUGGGUUCCCUACUUAUCAAGCCUUUUUGUGUCA